This is a messenger RNA of Papilio xuthus (Asian swallowtail), 1248 nucleotides long. RefSeq lists its product as uncharacterized. The transcript is spliced from 3 exons. NCBI's taxonomy places the organism in Eukaryota, Metazoa, Arthropoda, Insecta, Lepidoptera, Papilionidae. The record is from RefSeq and is a predicted model, not a curated record. The coding region runs from base 175 to 1140 and encodes 321 amino acids.
AAGCGACGCGAUCGCUAAAAUGUCGCUAAACUAACGCAUAAAAGUAAUAAACCUCCCCAAUUCAGAGGCUCUAAAGCAAUACUUAGUGCUUAGAAGUAGUUUUAGAAACUUAAAAAAAAAUACUUAGCAGUAACUUAUUUUUCGCUUAGUUUUCCCACUCGUUGUCGUGUCACGAUGUUAAAGAUGGGCCGAUCUAUGCUUCCUAUAUUAAUACUGACAACGGUAGCUCUCUCUUCGAGCGAUGUUCUUCCAAUAUUAUUUAACAAAGACUACAUACAACCGUAUAAUAACAAACAAGACGACAAUACAUUUAGUGAUAGAUAUGUUACAACCAACGACAUAUUUCACAGCAAAAGAACAUCUCAAGAUUAUUUAGCUCCUAUCAAAGAAAUAAACACGAUGUACCCUGAUACAAGUAACCAAGACGUCAAAGAUAUCAAUGAUAAUACGAAUAAAGAACAAAACUAUGAUGACGAAGGAUUCAGGAAAGAACAGUGGCAUAAUUAUCCAAGACAAUUGGAUCGACUCCACACUCGAUACAAAGAAAUAGGAGUCGAUAAACUAAAGUCCGAAAAAGACGACGCUGAAUCAAUGAAUAACUUUGAUGAUUUAACAACUGACGAAAUAAUAUUUGAUAAUGGAGAUGGAAAUCGUAAUAUUUAUGACACUAUAAUAGCGGCAACUAACCCCUUUUUAAUUCUGAAAGUACAACUAAGUUACUUACGAGACGAUAAAAACGACAAGAAUGAAGAUUUCAACUAUCCACCAUUAAUUUUUGAAAACAAUCAAGAGAAGAACGAAAGGAAUUAUAAUAAAGCUCUUUCUAUUCUUUCUGAUCCUGACACUAACGUAGUAAAAGUAAAGAGAGAAAAACCUAUCAAAAAUCAUGAUAAUGAAAUUUCCGAUGAAGAAUUAUUUGAAACUGAAAGUGGUAACUCCGAUAGGCGGACGGUUAAAAAGCGAAUAUUCUCUCUAUGGAGCCGACUACAGAGUCUAUCUCACAGGGGACACGAAUUGCACCACAGGCGACAUCUGCACGCAUUCUACGGAUCACCGGAUACGAAUAGAAACGGUAUCGUAACCGCACAAACAAGGGCUACGUUUAUACGACCACCCGGUUCACCGUUACGAUGGGGCUAAUGACACAAUCAUAUAAAUCUUAAUUGUAAACACCCGACACAAAGAAAUCAAAAAGUAAAUUAUGAAUGACCUUGAAAGCCAUAAAAAUCUUCAUAUAUAUACAUUUUU